AUGUCGCUUCACGCCGGGAGCCGCGCGGGUCAGCGCGGCCGGACAGGGCUGAGCGGGGGCGCCCCGGGGCAUCCCCCGGCGAGCAGGCUGCCCUCGCUGCUGGCCGAGACACAGCCCCGUCCGAGCGACUCUGCCACACUUACUGAGUUCGGGGAACGCGUCGGAACGCGGCGAUGUCGGGAGUUUAAGGCCUGGCAAGGAGAGCUCAACUCCUUCCUCUGGACCAUUCGCCGCGACCCCCCCGCCUAUCUCUUCGGCACCAUCCACGUGCCCUACACGCGAGUUUGGGACUUCAUCCCUGACAACUCCAAGGCCGCCUUCCACGCCAGCUCCAGCGUCUACUUCGAGCUGGACCUCACGGACCCGUACACCAUCUCUGGGCUGGCCAGCUGCCAGAUGUUGCCCCACGGAGAGAACCUGCAGGACGUGCUGCCCCGGGAGCUGUACCGCCGCCUCAAGCGCCACCUGGACUACAUCAAGCUGAUGCUGCCCCACUGGAUGACCCCGGACCAGCGAGGCAAAGGGCUCUACGCCGACUACCUCUUCAACGCCAUCGCUGGCAACUGGGAGCGCAAGAGGCCCGUCUGGGUGAUGCUCAUGGUGAACUCCUUGACAGAGACGGACAUCCGCUCCAGAGGGGUGCCAGUGCUCGAUCUCUACCUCGCCCAGGAGGCUGAGAGGAUGAAGAAGAAGACAGGAGCUGUGGAGCGGGUGGAGGAGCAGUGUCACCCGCUGAAUGGGCUCAACUUCUCCCAGGUGCUGUUUGCUCUGAACCAAACUCUGCUCCAGCAUGAAAGCCUUCGAGCAGGUAGUUUGCAGGCCCCAUAUACCACUGAAGAUCUCAUCAAGCAUUACAAUUGUGGAGACCUGAAUGCUGUGAUAUUCAACCAUGACACUUCUCAGGUCCCUAACUUCAUCAACACAACACUCCCACCCCACGAGCAGGUGACGGCUCAGGAGAUAGACAGCUACUUCAGACAGGAGCUCAUCUACAAGAGGAAUGAGAGGAUGGGGAAGAGAGUGAUGUCACUUUUAAGGGAGAACAGAGACAAGAGCUUCUUCUUUGCCUUUGGAGCAGGUCACUUCCUGGGUAACAACACUGUGAUUGAUGUACUGAGACAAGCAGGAUUUGAAGUGGAGCACACUCCUCCUGGACAACCAAUUGGAAAUUCAAGGACGACAAAGACAAGCCCAGCCUUGGAAGGAUCCUCAGUGACAGCCCUGCCCGCUGUCCCUCUUUCUGAGCAGGUCCCACUGACCUCUCCUUCCCUGAAGCCCCUGCACAUGGAUGAAGAAGACAGCCUGUCUCCUCACCUCUUGUUGCCAGACAGCAUCAGCCAGCUGGAAGAGUUUGGCAGGCAGAAGAAAUGGCACAAGAAGCAGCACAAACACCAUCGCCAGAGGCAGUUCAAUGACCUCUGGGUUCGGAUAGAAGACAGCACCACCACGUUGCCUUCCUAUAUCAGGAUAACCAAUGGCUACAUCACAGUCAAGCCUCCCAUCUGGAUUUCAAACCAGCUGGAUCAGAGACCGCGUUCCGAUCGCCCAUCCCAGCCUCAGCCCACAAGCUCAGCUGCAGCCAGUCUUUUAUGGCCAUCAAUAACAUUUCCUCUCUGCAUGACCAUAGCUUCUUUUCUCCUGAAUAUACUGCAGCCCUCCUGACCACAUCAGGAUUACGUGCAAUCCCUUGGAAUAGAGAAGAGAGAUAAUUUAUGAACGAAUUGGAGGUUAAGACAACAACAUUUACAAGCUGGACCUUCUCAGUGACUCAGUAGUGCCUUCUAGCUGAUUUUGUCUCUUUGCCCAGAUACAUUUUGAAAUUCUAAAGCUUUAUUGUAACACUGACUUACAUCUUCUUUUUGUAGAAGGAUCUUUAUUUCCCAUAGUGCUAUGGGGUUUUGUAAAAUAUACAUGUUCAUAUAAAGAAAAAAAAAGAAAAAGAAAAAAUGUAUUUAUUCGACUGGUAAACUUAUUUUUCUUGUUGUAUAUGUUAAUAACAUCCCUAUUAAUCAGUAGCGAUGGUGAAACAGAUAAAUUAAUAUUUUCUAUAUUCGUUUUCUGACAAUUCUGCAAAUGUCUGAACUGACACCAAAUGAAUGCUUUCUUUGUUUCUUUAAUCAUUACUUUUUGCAACUGUCCAAUAAGUACAUUUCUGCUGAACUUCUUUAUUUUACUGUUUUAUCUCAUUAGCAUAGCUUACACUGAAUGAAGCAGAUUCUGCUCUCUGUGGCCUAUACCCAUUAAAAAAAUAGGUGCAUUCUUAACUCUUUAGCUGCUACAACCUAAAAUACCAGUUAUUUUUCUAUGACUUAGUAAGUCAUUAGUCAAGAUAAUCCUCUACAUUCCCCUGCUUUCUUUAACUAAACUAUUUACUUUCUUUGGAAAUUAGCAAUUUCCCUCUUAGCCCUGGAAUUAAUUCAUUAGCUAACACAAAUUAAGACACCUUUCUUAAUAAAAAAUUGCUUUUCAAGUCUGGAAUAAUCCUACUGAAAUUAUUUUCUUCUCUCCCUCAUUUUAUAUCAACACAAGCCUACAACCUUUCCCAGCAUAAAUGCGAACAGAGCUUGGUCUGUCUGUAGGGUAUAAAGAUGUGGUGUCCUGUUAAUCUAUAGAACUUCCUUGUACUGAUUGUAUUAAUGCAGAUGGACAACCUGGAGGCAAAAAACAUCUACAAAUUCCCUUUCAUCUUGCUGUUAUGAGCUGAUAGAGCUGAUAUCUCUGUGCUGAAAUAAUUAUGACUUGUCCAAAAUCUGUUCAAGACCACAGGAAUCAAAUUAACCCCUGUGUUAUAGAGACACACAUUUUUACACUGUGGUACCUCUGCUGACUUGGAUGAAAAAGUUAUGACACCUUACAUUCACUGAACAAUUUACUCCCUAUCCAAGCAGCUACUGUUAAUGAAUGCAAUGAACAAUAUCUAUGGGGGAAAAAAAAUCAAGCCAUCUAAAAAACUAUUAUGUUUUAUAAGGCAUGUUGAUGUUUUUUCACCAUCAAAACAUGACGAAAAAUCCCUUUGGAUGCAAGAGUUUCAACUAGAAAAUUAGUUUGGGUUGAAAUAGCGUUUUUCUUUCUAAGUCAUCUACAAACCAAAAUAUAUGAUGAAAACAUCAUAGUUAGAAGUCUCAAAACCAGAAAUAUACAAUACAAGGGGUUUUUUUUAUGGAAAAGCAGUGCUUUUUCACCUUGGGAAAAAAAAUAAUGAUGAUGAUGAUGAUUAUAAUAACAAUAGUGAUAAAAUUCUGACUGAAAACAGUCCUGUCAGUUCCCCAGGAGCCCUAGAGCCUGGUCUCCAGGGCUGCAGAUAUUCCACGCAACCUGAAAGUCUCUGCAGCAAGAGAGAGUUCAGAAUUCAUGGUUUGCUUGUGAUCAUAUCAGUUAAUUCAAGAAAGCAGUUUAGAAAGUAACUAGACUACAAAAGUCACAUGGUUUCAUUUGAAACCAUGAUGAACUACUGAGCAUUUCCCUCACGUAUCCCAGCUCAUUGCCUUACAAAGGCCAGGGAUAAUACAGAUAACUUCUUUUUGACUUACUGGACACCACAACCCCCAGCCUUUGCUCUGUUUUUGACAGAAAGUUGUGUAGGUUUCUAGUCAAAGUGGGUACAGCAGACAGUGCUAUAAGCUUCCCCCUUUUUCUUUUCAAGCACAACAGAUGAUAAGGGUGAAUGGAAAACUUUGAGCUUUGCCCCAAAUGUGAGAUUCAAAGAGACCCUCUGCAUACUUUCAUAUUGUGUAUUUUGGCUAGCAGAAGAUUAGAAAUGUUAGUUUUGGACAGAAGCCAUUCACCUUGCAUAUUUAUUGCACAGAGAUGGAUAUUGGAAACAUAUUUUGAGAACUCUCAUUUUGGUUUUAUUUGAGCUAUUACCCUAGAAAUGCCUUCAUUUGAAUAUAAUGGUUUAACAGACCUUCAGAUUCAACCUUAAUGCAUUUAAAAUAGAUUAUUGGUUCUCCUGCUGUGUUCAAGGCAAAGAUGAAAACUGAAUUAUAAUGUUUUAUUUACACAAAUGGAACUGGAAAUAAGGUAGGCAAAUCUUAAGGCUGAUGAUAAGUUACAUAGUAAAAGGGAACAGCCAACAAACCAAAACCCACUGAAUUUUAUUUGUUGUAAUCAAAUUGAAUCCAGAAAUUAUUCUGUGGUACUAUCCCAGGAAUAAUUCCAGAUGAUGGAAAACUUACAGUAUAAAUAGACAAGACCAUAUAAAGAUAAUGGAGAGAAAAAAAGAGCAGAAAACAGAAACAACUUUUCCAAGACCAUAAGGAGAACCACCAACAGGACCAAGACUAGAAAUUACAGUUUUAUCAUUUCCCAAUCUGUGGGUUUCUCCAUAAGCCUCUGGGGCUUUUUUUUUAAUAUUAGGAACACACACACUCUCUCCACGCUCACGGCUGUCAUCAUACUGCACAGAACAGUCACUGUUGUCACCAAUGAGGCUUUCUGAGUCACUCCUCCAUUGGACAAUUCAAUAUUCAUUAGCUCAGACACCGUGGUGUGUUUGGCUGUCUCAGGAUGAUACAGCUUGGAUGUCAAAGUAUGUUUUAAUGGCUUCUCAUUUCCUGUCAUUUUGCCUGCAAUUCCAUGAAAUUAAUGAACGUUACUGGAACUCACCGAACUUCCCUUGUGCUGGUGCCCCACAUUUAUCCUACUGCAGUGCAGGUGUCAGUGCAGGGUGUCUCCUGGAUUUGGGGUCUGCACACCUAGAAGCAGUUAAGUCAUUUGAUCAUCUGAGUUUUCUCUGGUUAAGGGAGGAAGCAUGACUUGCAUUAAAUAUGAGGUUAAGUAGGUUCCUGUAGGUCUUGGCUCAGGAACCCCACGUGAAUGGCUUCAGCACAGCUCUCUAACCAAACACUUCUUUUAUUCUGAUGCCUUACCCUAAAGUACAACUUAGGGUCACUUUAUUCAAUAUGUGGCAUGUAAGCAGAGCAAUGCUGGAUAAUGAAACCCUCACUGUGGUUGAUGAAAUGGAUCGUUUACUAAUCAGCUACAACAGCUGAUUCAUAAUUAUAACUGUUUUAUUAAUUAAAACACAGUAAUACUGGUUAGCGCAGAUCUAUGCACACCCAUUGCAUUGGAUCAUGAUUAUAUUCACUGUGAGUUUAGAAGCUGUGCACCAGACUUGAUACAUGGUCCUGAAGCAACACUGAUUACCAGCUUCACAGGGCUUCAGCUUCCUCUGUGAGUUUCUCAAAAAAGACUGUUUUCUUUCUUCCAAAGGAAAGCUCAGAUUCCCAUGCAAUCACAAGAUUACAAGAGCAGGAGAUUUAACAAAAAUAUCCAUGCCCACUACAUAAAAUAGCAAACACUGGUGAUACUUUUCAGGUCUGAGAACACAAUCAAGAGUCACACAGUGUCUGGCAAUCUAGGACACGAUUUUGGAUGAGUCCAAAGCUCAGUGGUCAUAUGAUUCAUCUUUUCAACUCAGCUACAGCUGACACCAAUACAAUUCAUGUUAUAUGUAACUGUAGCAUUAUAAACAAAUGCUAAUUAUCUGCCAAGGUCUUCCCCUGGUGGAAUAAAUAUCCCAUAUCAUCAGCAACAGAUCUAACUUCCAAUCUUUCUUUGUUUUAAUGCUUUUCUUGCUUAUGUCUAACUAUGGAUGCUAUAUUAACGUGCACUGCCACUUGGAGAACCAGUUAGUAAGCUGGGACAGAAGGUAUUUUAUAUUUUAUGACUGAUGUAGUUUCUCUGCAAUCCCUUGGGCUGUUGAAUAAUGCAAUAUGUCUUCUGGCAAUAAAUGAUGAACAUGAUUUAUGAUAACUAUGCUUUAUACAGGUGUCAAAAAUCUGCUUUGUUGAACUUCCCUUCCCAUUCCUCCAAGCUCCACUGUAAUUUAGGAACACCCAAGGUACAGAGUUGUAUAUUUAUCUAAGUUCUUCAAUAUACAAUUGUGGAGAGAGAGAGAGAUGAAAGGAGGGAGAACUUAAUCUAUGUUUAGUGCAUUGAUUAGUCAAACGAUAUGACUCAGUCAUUACCAUAUACCACUGCUAGGGAGGAAUUUCCCAUCAUAUAUUUAUGUUAGAGAAACCAAAGUGCCAAAGUUAUUAUCUCAGCAUAAAUGUUAUCAUUCCAAACUUUGCUUAGUACCGUAUUUCUAUAUUAUAUCCAAAAAUUAUAUGGGCUUGUCAUAUCUCUGAAGUGAUCAAUGUUCCAUGGAGUGUGCUAGAAUUCAGCUUCAAUUUAAGCUUGUUUCAGCUUAACUGAAGCAGAAAGUUAAUUUGCCAGUGUUUGAGAUCAUAGGGGGGUGUGUGUAUGUGUGUGUAUGUUUAUGUGGAUGUGUGCAUGUUGUGUGCGUGUGUGUUUUGUCCCAACCCAAAUUCAGCCUUUCCUGUGACUAACUUUUCAGGAGGCACCUUAAUCUAGCUAAAGGCAGGGAGGACUUUCCAAUAAGUAGUAAAUACUUUUCUUCUAUGGGACUGGUUAACCAUCCUGCAGAUUCAUGCUCCCACUGAAUUUCAAAUUGCAGUUUUCAAUUCAAAUGUAUUUCAAAUAUUUUUCCUGUUCCGCCUCCUGCUUUUGUGAACUGUUUUGAAGAGUGUAA
Messenger RNA from Neopelma chrysocephalum (saffron-crested tyrant-manakin), 6535 nucleotides. RefSeq names its product TraB domain containing 2B (gene TRABD2B). The transcript is spliced from 7 exons. Gene Ontology annotation, biological process: negative regulation of Wnt signaling pathway. Gene Ontology annotation, molecular function: metalloendopeptidase activity; Wnt-protein binding. Lineage: Eukaryota; Metazoa; Chordata; Aves; Passeriformes; Pipridae. Bases 1 to 1662 code for a protein of 553 amino acids. Gene Ontology annotation, cellular component: organelle membrane. The record is from RefSeq and is a predicted model, not a curated record.